AUGACUACUUUGGAUGUUGCAGAAGGUAAUAAAAUCAAAAAUGAAGAAUUCAAAAUUUGGAAAAAAUCAAUACCAUCUCUAUACCAACAUAUCUCAAGUUUGAAACCCAUCCUUGGUCCAGAAAUUGACGAUUUUCCAUCCAUACCUAGAAGUCUCGUUUUUACUAACGAUAAGGAAUGUAAUAAAGCUAAAGGUGUUUUGAAUGCGCCACUUUUAUAUUCUCAAGGGAGUAAUAUUUUUGAAGUGGACUGUAUAGUGCCACUUGGACUUCACUACGGAAAACCUGAAGCUAAUCUACAACCAUUGCCACAGCCAGAUUAUACGAUGGAGUCUCAGAAAGUAGAGCAGACCGUUUUGACUCCAAAGUGGGAAUUCACAAAUGAAACGAUUGAAAAGAUGAUUUACGUUGACAAUAGUGAAAUAAAUGUAAAAGUGAUAGCCCUUUCCACCAAUGGUUCUUUAGCAUGGUUUCGAGAGGGCGUUAAAUUGCCUGUUUACACAAUGACAGAAGUGCCCACUUCUUUAAAGACAACAUCCUCCAGAAAUCAAAACAAUGGGCCAAGUGUUGAUUUUGCAAUUUCUGAAGAUUCAAAAACACUAGCAGUCACUAGAGGGAAACAUUUUGAUGGAGAAAGCGCUACGAUAAAGCUGGUAGAUAACUCAAGUAAAAUAGGAGAAGUACUUUGUACAAUACCUGUCCCCGGCAUAGAAAAUAUUCAAGAAAUUAAGUUUCUAAAUAACCAAAUAUUUGUCACUUGUUCCGAUGAUGGUAUUAUAAGGUUUUGGAGUAAUGGAACAGGCGCAGAGCCUCUUUGGACAUUGAACGAUUCUUCGGAUGGGAAAACAUGUUGCUUUGCCGCAUCACCCUUUGUCGAUAUGCUAUUUAUGACCGGAACAAGUGGUGGCGCUAUCAAGGUUUGGGAUCUUCGUGCAAUUAUGGCAUCAGCAGAUGUAGGGAGUAAUCCAAGUGUAAAUCAAGAGCAUAAUAGAAUCAAUGAACUAUUCAAAGUUCAUCAUUUUUACAGUGAGCAAGUUGCCAAAAUUCAAUUUUCUGCUAUUUCACCUACUGAAGUUAUUUCAGUUGGAGGGUUAGGAAAUGUGUAUCAUUGGAAUUUUGAGCCAGUUUUUUCCAUUUAUGGCGAAAUAAAUGAGGAUUUUCAAGGUGUAGUAUCCGAUGAAGUGGAGGCAGAAAGCAUGACAUUCUAUCACACGGAGGGUUGUAGAAGGGAAAUAGGUGAAAAAAAUAAGGUCAAUACCGUUGCUUAUCAUAAUUGCAUUGAAGAUCUGGUUGCCACAGUUGAUAGUGAUGGACUGCUGACUGUGUAUAAACCGUUUACAGGAAAAACUUUAGAUGGCAACAAAACAACUUGA
This is a messenger RNA of Saccharomyces mikatae IFO 1815, 1371 nucleotides long. It is a transcript of the gene UME1, whose product is annotated as Ume1p. The transcript has a single exon. NCBI's taxonomy places the organism in Eukaryota, Fungi, Ascomycota, Saccharomycetes, Saccharomycetales, Saccharomycetaceae. Gene Ontology annotation, biological process: regulation of gene expression. The coding region runs from base 1 to 1371 and encodes 456 amino acids. The record is from RefSeq and is a predicted model, not a curated record. Gene Ontology annotation, cellular component: Rpd3L-Expanded complex; cytoplasm; nucleus. Gene Ontology annotation, molecular function: histone binding.